Danio aesculapii is the source of this 5251-nucleotide messenger RNA. It is a transcript of the gene pcsk5b, whose product is annotated as proprotein convertase subtilisin/kexin type 5b. Lineage: Eukaryota; Metazoa; Chordata; Actinopteri; Cypriniformes; Danionidae. Gene Ontology annotation, molecular function: serine-type endopeptidase activity. The record is from RefSeq and is a predicted model, not a curated record. The transcript has 27 exons. Gene Ontology annotation, cellular component: Golgi membrane; trans-Golgi network. The coding region runs from base 297 to 4442 and encodes 1381 amino acids. Gene Ontology annotation, biological process: peptide hormone processing.
UCUUUACUUAACAAAAAAGACAGAAAUAACGGCACUCCAUUGAGAGAACAUAUCAAGUCAAAGCUGGGCAAGCUCACUGUUGCGUCUUUCUCUCCGUGGCGUUGGAGGGUGUUGCGCUGCAGAGUGAAACAUUCGGAGAUUCGUAUCCAAAUCCUGCGCUCACCCUCUGAAUAUAUGUGGAGUUCAAGCGACACUUCUAUGAGAAUCCCUGUUGAACGGCUAGACGAAGUUUGGUUGUUUUCCUAAACCGGGGGUGCUAGGGAAAAUCGAGGCGAGAGAGAGAGGGGGGGCGAAAAAUGGUUUUAAAUAACCUCCCGUGCGUCCUGGUUUCACUGUGCUUGAUUUUUUUCUCGUCUAACGUUACUCCAUGUAAAGCUCGGAUUUACACCAACCACUGGGCUGUUCGGAUAGCCGGUGGACCUGAACAAGCGGAACACAUCGCCAACAAAUAUGGGUAUAGAAACCUGGGCCAGAUUGGUGAUCUAAAGGACUACUACCAUUUCUUCCACAGUCGGACAAUAAAAAGAUCGACACUAUUCAGCAGAGGCAUGCACAGCUUCAUCUCCAUGGAACCAAAGGUGGAGUGGGUGCAACAGCAGGUUGUAAAAAGGAGAAUAAAGAGAGAUUAUAAACCCUCAUAUCCUGGUACUGUACAAUCCAGUAUGGGCCAGCCCAACUCCAUUUUCUUCAAUGAUGCUAAAUGGAGCAGUAUGUGGUAUAUACACUGUAAUGAUAACAUGCAUAACUGUCAGUCUGACAUGAAUAUUGUGGGUGCAUGGAAGAGAGGCUACACAGGGAAGGAUGUGGUGGUUACGAUUCUAGAUGACGGUAUUGAGAGGAACCACCCAGAUCUCAUACAGAACUAUGAUAAUGAGGCCAGUUAUGAUGUGAACGGUAAUGAUGUGGAUCCUAUGCCUCGAUAUGAUGCCAGUAAUGAGAACAAGCAUGGCACGAGGUGUGCUGGUGAAGUAGCAGCAUCUGCCAACAACUCCCACUGCACGGUGGGCAUCGCUUAUAAUGCCAAGAUUGGCGGUGUCCGAAUGUUGGAUGGAGAUGUUACAGACAUGGUAGAGGCCAAAUCACUGAGUCUACACCCUCAGCACAUAGAUAUUUACAGUGCCAGCUGGGGUCCAGAUGAUGAUGGUAAAACUGUGGAUGGCCCUGCUUCCCUUGCCAGACAGGCCUUUGAAAAUGGCAUCAGAUUGGGCAGGAAGGGACGGGGCUCAAUAUUUGUGUGGGCAUCUGGAAAUGGUGGCCGCAGUCGUGAUCACUGUUCAUGCGAUGGUUACACUAACAGCAUCUACACAAUAUCCAUCAGCAGCACCGCAGAGAGUGGCCGGAAGCCCUGGUAUCUUGAAGAGUGUUCCUCGACCCUUACCACCACCUACAGCAGUGGAGAAAAUUAUGAUCGCAAAAUUAUCACUACAGAUUUGAGACAGCGUUGCACAGACAGUCACACUGGAACAUCUGCAUCAGCUCCGAUGGCAGCAGGGAUCAUUGCUCUUGCUCUGGAAGCCAAUCCUUUCCUGACAUGGCGAGAUGUGCAACACAUUGUAGUGAAGACAUCCCGUGCUGGCCAUCUCAGCGCUCCUGACUGGAAAACAAAUGCAGCUGGUUAUAAUGUCAGUCACCUGUAUGGCUUUGGGCUGAUGGAUGCAGAAGCUAUGGUGAAGGAGGCAGAGCACUGGAAACAGGUUCCACUACAGCACAUUUGUGUGGAAAAUGCAGAUAAACAAAUCAGAACCAUCCGCCCAGAGCAUGUUGUUCGUUCCGUGUACAAGGCAACAGGCUGCACUGAUAAUGCAAAUCAUCAUGUUAUUUAUCUGGAGCAUGUUGUUGUACGUAUAACAAUUACACACCCACGACGAGGAGACCUGUCCAUCAACCUAACCUCGCCAUCAGGGACAAAGUCACAGCUGCUUGCUAACAGGCUGUUUGAUCACUCAAUGGAAGGCUUUAAAAACUGGGAAUUCAUGACAACCCACUGCUGGGGUGAGAAAGCGGCUGGAGACUGGAUAUUAGAAAUCUAUGACUCUCCCUCACAGCUCAGGAGCCAGAAAGCACCGGGCAAACUAAAAGAGUGGUCACUGGUACUUUAUGGCACCUCUACACAUCCAUACGCAUUCCGUAGUGACAAGCCUCGCUCAUUGGCAGAGUCUCAGCCCGAUGAUGAAUACAGUGAGGAAUAUGUGGGCACCUGCCACCCUGAGUGCGGUGAGAAUGGCUGUGAGGGGCCAGGCCCUCAGCAGUGCAUUACCUGCCUCCACUACUUCCUCAAGUUCAAGAACAAUACCAGGAUGUGUGUACCUGAGUGCCCACCUGGGUUUUUCCGGGAUGAUAAGAAGCGCUGUAAGAAGUGCUUUCCACUGUGCGAGUCUUGCAUUGGCAGCCGCAGUGAUCAGUGUUCCACCUGCCGUCCAGGUCUCUAUCUUGUUGAGGGAGGCAAUAACUGCAUCAGCUCCUGUCCUGAUGGCUUCUACCUGGAUCUGGAAUCUAUCAUGUGCCGAAAAUGCAGCAAUAACUGCAAGAAAUGCAUCUCAGCAAAUAUCUGCACAGAAUGCCAACCUGGUCUAAGUCUACAGGGGAAUAAGUGUCAGCUGAGCUGUGAACCUGGCACCUAUUAUAAUGGGCACCGAAGAGCAUGUGAAAAGUGCCACUCUACUUGUGCCACCUGUGCAGGAACUGGCAUGGAAGCAUGCAAUGAGUGUGCUCUGGGCUACUACUUUGAAGAGUGGCGUUGCGUCUCCAGCUGCAGUGUGGGAUAUUACUUGGCAGAACAAACAGCUGACAAUGGAGAUGUUCAAAAGUCCUGUCAAAAGUGUAAUCCCACCUGCUAUGCCUGUGCAGGGCCAGGGGACAGGAACUGCAGCAGCUGUGUGAAUGGCUAUAACCUAGAAAAUGGUGUGUGUGUCAUCAGCACAAUCUGCAAAGAUGGAUACUUUACAAACCUAGAAAAGAAGCAGUGUAUGCCUUGCCACAGUGAUUGUGCAGCAUGUAAUGGACCUGAUGAAGAUGACUGCUCCUCCUGCAGAUUUCCUAAACAUGUUAGUUACAAUGGAAAGUGCCUAUUGAGCUGCCCAUCAGACACUUACCUGGAUGGAGAAGAGUGUCAAGACUGUGACAAGUCAUGCUUGACUUGCUCAGGUCCUUACCUGUCCUCAUGCCUCACCUGCAGAGCAAACAUGAGGAUAGAUGGUAAUGGCCACUGUGAAUUUGUCAGUGACUUCUCUACAUUCAUGGAUGAGAGUGGUCAGGGCCAGCCAUGUCACAAGAGCUGUCUCCGCUGUUCUGGCACAGAUAAGGAUCAGUGCCUCAGCUGCAAACCCAAUUACAUCCUGCUCAAUCAGACUUGUGUGUCCAUGUGUCCGGAUGGUUACUAUGAAGACAAGGAAAAACAAGAGUGUGUUCAGUGUCAUUUGAACUGUGCAUCAUGCUAUGGACAUCAGAGUAAUGACUGUUUUACCUGUAAACCAAGCCUGGUUCUGCUAGGACACAGCUGCUUCACCAUCUGUCCACCAAGUUUUUUUGAAAAUGUUACCAGUAGAACAUGCCAAGAGAGUGAUCACACAUGUGAGGAAUGCUCAGGAAGUAGCAGUGUCUGUCUCCGAUGCAGAGAAGGAUACUUCCUGUUGAGAAAGUCAGGACAGUGCUUGCAUGAAUGCCCAUCAAAUUACUUCCAUCACACUUUGGAUAGGGAGUGCAAAAGAUGCCAUCGUACCUGUAAAACAUGCAAGGGCUCUGGUGCAAUUUUUUGCACCUCUUGUUAUGAUGGUUUUACAAUGUUUGGAGGAAUCUGCUCAUCUUUAUGUCUAAUUGGACAAUAUCACAUCCCUGAGAGUAAGACAUGCUUGACGUGUGACCCAUCCUGCAAUGAAUGUAAAGGCCCAGGACCAUACAAUUGCACAUGGUGCCCUGCUCUGCACCGGCUCUCAGAGGAUGGGAGGUGUCUUCAUUGCUGUGGAGAAAACAUGCAGACAGAAUCAAGGUUCAUUUCAGAAUGCUGUCAGUGCCAGGAACUGAAUGAUGAAUGCAUUGUUGUGCUGAACUACAACCUUCUCAACCAUGAUCCAGCAACUUUUGCUAAUCCUGGAACUGUUGUUUUUACGGUUAUAUCUGUGUUAAUAAGCUUGUGGCUUGCCAUUUUUCUCCUCCUGCAUUUUCGGCAAAGGAACACUUCAAAGCUUAUUAUCAAAUCAAAUGUCUAUGCCAAAGUUGAUGAUAGCCCUUUCACCUCUGCCACCCUCAAAGACAGCAUGCAAAUGGAGUACUGUGAUAAAGUUCAAGACCAAAAUGAAGAUGAUGAUGAGGCAGAUGAAGAUAUUGUUUACAUGGGGAGGGAUGGGAUAGUGUAUCAGAAGUUUAAAUACAGACUGCUGGAGGGGGAAGAGGAGGAAGUGGAGCUGGAAUAUGAUGAGAUGUAUGUUCUCACACAAAAUAUAUAGAAAGUAUAGAAUUCAAUUCAAAAGGCUACAGAAUAAUGUUUGAAUGUAUUUAUCAGAGGUAGGUAGAGUAUCUAAAAUAUGCACUUGGGUAAAAUAACAAGUACUUGAGGAAAUAUUUACAAAAGUAACAAUAUGAAAAGUCAAGUAAAGCUGCGGUCACACUGUAUUUUUCUCCCUAUAGACUUCCAUUCAUACACAUGCAAAUGCGUCAGACCGGAAAUGUAAGGUCAUGCGGCAAGUUUCACAGUUCGCUGCGUUGGAAAGUUCAAGCUUGGUGAACUCUGACCUGCUAAAUUGCAUCAUAUGAUUGCAUGAGACCAAUUGAGGAUCAAAACAUGACCUCUGGACAGAAAUUUAAAACAUGGACCAAUCGCUUGCUUUUUUUAAAUGUCUAAUCAUCUUGUUUAAUCCCGCCCCUUUAUAUAUAUAUAUAAACAGAAAACAAAGCAAAAACCUUUUUUUUUGGUUGGCUUUUAUGAUUUCCAACACAAUCUCAUGGCAAUUUGUAACUUUUUUUUGUGGAAUUCGUAUGAAUUCCUACAAUCUCAAUCAUACAAUUUAGUACGAUUUGCUAAUCCCCCAAUGAUGGUUGGGUUUUGGGACGGGGUUGGGUGCCAAAAUCAUGCAUUUUUGUACAACUGAACUUAAAACGUAAAAGAGUUACAUUUCCUUGUGAGACCAGGCUGCCAUUUCACAUUCGCUUUUUUCACAACACAAACUUGUAAACAUCUGCAUUUAAACAAGAGAGAACAAAAAAGUAUGAAUUUGUCUGUAAAAGUAAAUAAACUCCAAGGGAUUUCUAAAACGUC